Messenger RNA from Pteropus alecto (black flying fox), 2314 nucleotides. RefSeq names its product aspartyl-tRNA synthetase (gene DARS1). Gene Ontology annotation, biological process: aspartyl-tRNA aminoacylation. The record is from RefSeq and is a predicted model, not a curated record. Gene Ontology annotation, cellular component: cytoplasm; cytosol; aminoacyl-tRNA synthetase multienzyme complex. Lineage: Eukaryota; Metazoa; Chordata; Mammalia; Chiroptera; Pteropodidae. Gene Ontology annotation, molecular function: aspartate-tRNA ligase activity; ATP binding; RNA binding. Bases 164 to 1669 code for a protein of 501 amino acids. The transcript is spliced from 16 exons.
CGCGAUCUUUCCGGAACCGACCCUCCACGCGCAGUCGGAGCAUGUGUGCUGCGACAGGAGUGCCGAGAGGGCGGAGACUGUGCCGGAGGAGAAGCCCCUUUGGCCUGCCCUACGGAAGCCUGCGAGGAAGGGUGGUGACCGCCUGCCCUGUUCAGCUGUCCCGAUGCCCAGUGCCAUCGCCAGCCGCAAGACUCAGGAGAAGCCGCGGGAGAUCAUGGACGCGGCGGAAGAUUAUGCUAAAGAAAGAUACGGAGUAUCUUCAAUGAUACAGUCACAAGAAAAACCAGAUCGAGUUUUGGUGCGAGUUAGUGAUUUGACAGUACAAAAAGCUGAUGAAGUUGUUUGGGUGCGUGCAAGGGUUCAUACAAGCAGAGCUAAAGGGAAGCAGUGUUUCUUAGUCCUCCGUCAGCAGCAGUUUAACGUCCAGGCUCUUGUGGCAGUGGGAGACCAUGCGAGCAAGCAGAUGGUUAAAUUUGCUGCCAACAUCAACAAAGAGAGCAUCAUAGAUGUAGAAGGUGUUGUGAGAAAAGUGAAUCAGAAAAUUGGAAGCUGUACGCAGCAAGAUGUAGAGCUACAUGUUCAAAAGAUUUAUGUGAUCAGUUUGGCUGAACCCCGUUUGCCCUUGCAGUUGGAUGAUGCUGUUCGGCCUGAGGUGGAAGGAGAAGAGGAAGGAAGAGCUACUGUUAACCAGGAUACAAGAUUAGACAACAGAGUCAUUGAUCUUAGGACAUCAACUAGUCAGGCAGUCUUUCGUCUCCAGUCUGGCAUCUGCCAUCUUUUCCGAGAAACUUUAAUUAACAAGGGUUUUGUGGAGAUCCAGACUCCUAAAAUUAUCUCAGCUGCCAGUGAAGGGGGAGCCAAUGUAUUUACUGUGUCGUAUUUUAAAAAUAAUGCAUAUCUGGCUCAGUCCCCCCAGCUGUACAAGCAAAUGUGUAUUUGUGCUGAUUUUGAGAAGGUUUUCUGUAUUGGACCAGUAUUCAGAGCUGAAGACUCUAAUACCCACAGACAUCUAACUGAAUUUGUUGGUUUGGACAUUGAAAUGGCUUUUAAUUACCAUUACCAUGAGGUUGUGGAAGAAAUUGCUGACACCUUAGUACAGAUAUUCAAAGGACUUCAAGAAAGGUUUCAAACUGAAAUUCAGACGGUAAAUAAACAAUUCCCCUGUGAACCAUUCAAAUUUUUGGAGCCAACUUUAAGACUAGAGUAUUGUGAAGCAUUGGCUAUGCUUAGAGAAGCUGGAAUUGAAAUGGGAGAUGAAGAAGAUCUGAGUACACCAAAUGAGAAACUGUUGGGUCGUUUGGUAAAGGAAAAGUAUGAUACAGAUUUUUAUAUUCUUGAUAAAUAUCCAUUGGCUGUAAGACCUUUCUAUACCAUGCCUGACCCAAGAAAUCCUAAACAGUCCAACUCUUAUGAUAUGUUCAUGAGAGGAGAAGAAAUACUGUCAGGAGCUCAAAGAGUACAUGAUCCUCAGCUGCUAACAGAGAGAGCCUUACAUCAUGGAAUUGAUUUGGAGAAAAUUAAGGCGUACAUCGAUUCCUUCCGCUUCGGAGCCCCUCCUCAUGCUGGUGGAGGCAUUGGGUUGGAACGAGUGACUAUGCUGUUUUUGGGACUACACAAUAUUCGUCAGACUUCAUUGUUCCCCCGUGAUCCCAAGCGACUCACUCCUUAAAGAAAGCCAUGCUUUACAUUUUUUCCAGUAACCUACUAUUGAUCAGGCUGUACCUUAGGUACUUAAAAUAUGCAGUAGAAUACAUGUCUUAUCUAAAGUGCCACAGUUAAUUUUGGAUUCAUUCAGUAUAAGUUACUUUAAAACAGAACAUUUUUAUAACUUUGGACAUGCUUCAGUAGGAAAGGUUGAAUGUUUUAAUGAAAAGUUCAUAUGGUUAUGUUAAAAAUUCAUACUGUAUUACUACAAUUAAUGUUAACAAUUUUAAACAGAAUUGUAAAUUUUUUAUUUUCUAUAUUACAGUGGCUGCAAUAUUAAUGUCUUAAAUUUUCAAUAUUUGAACUUAUAUUUUUUAAUUCUGACAUCGAGAUAAAAAUUGGGGAGCAUUUGAGCUCCUCAGUAUAUGUCAUCAGUUUGAUUCAAAUAAACUGUUAUAAAAAUUCAAAAAAAAAAAGUUUUAGGGAGGUAUGUGAUAUUUUAAUGAAUGUAUAAGUGGCAUAUGAUGGAAAAUUAGACAGUAUCAGUUCUUAAAAGUCGUAUCCAGAAAUCAUGUAAUGCAGGUGAAAAUACUGGUUAGAAAAUAUGCAAUAUAAUAUUGUAUUACAUUGUAAAGUCUAAAUUUGAAAUUCAAUAAAAUUUUAAAGGUAA